AUGGCAAGCACCAAGGCUGACGAGCUGCAUAGACAGCUUGUCAGUACGCUUGGUGAUGCACAGAAGUGCCACCACAAGCUUGUGGUGUUGUCAGACUCGCUUCCGGGGCGGGCGCAGGCUCUGGUCAAGGCUGUGGCCGCGGUGGUGAGCGAGGGACAUGCUGGUGAGGCGUCGUCGUCAGCGGCGCCGACGCUGCCGUCCAUCUCCGAGUCUGCGGUGCUGACACUGCCUGAGAGUGGACGAGGCCGCAACCGACACCGGCGGAUGGGAUCGAACAUGUCGAACAUGUCCGACGCGUCGACAGGUUCUGCAGCCGUCACCGUCAUUGACCGCAACGAGGACGCGAUAUCCGAGUCGUCGUCACGGUCAGCGACCGGCUCGAUCGCCUCUAUCAGCCACGAGCAUGUGAAGCGAACGACGCCAGCACUGCUCAAGCGGUGCCGGCACGGCAUCAAGCACGCACUCAAGGGGAGGCUGACGGGCCAAACCAAGAAGAUCCUGAGCAGAGCAGAGUCGCUGAUCAGCCGGGCGCGGACUGGGCUCAAGCUCUCCAACGGCGGCAUUGAGUAUCUGGAACCGAUGUUGCCGGAGCUGCUGGCGUUUGUGGAGGAGAUGGACCUCUCGCGCAACACGCUGACGACGCUACCGACCAGCAUCGAUGCGCUGACCAAUUUGACCAAGCUGAGCCUUGCGUUCAACGCACUGACAGCGCUGCCGGACGAACUGACAAGGCUGCCACAUCUGCAAUGGCUGUACCUUCGGGCCAACCGACUCACGGGGCUCCCGGACGAUAUUGGGCGGAUGACCUCGCUGCUGGGGCUCUCUGUGCCGAAGAACCAAAUUGUCGAGCUGCCGCCGUCGCUCCUGCAACUGACGCAGCUCAUCGAGCUCAAUGUUGCGGACAAUCGCCUGACUCAGCUGCCUGACUUGACCAAGCUCCUUGCGCUUGAGACGCUCUUCUUUGACGGCAACGAUCUGCAGGGCAAGGUGCCGCGGGUGCGGAGCAGCAAGUCCCGGAGGGUGGUGUCAGGAUCGGGCUACAAGUACCCGCCGCUUGGCGGUGGUCUUGCCCAUCCGUCGCAGCUUGCACGCAUUGAGCAGCUGUAUGCCAGUGAGCUGUCUGCGCUGCGGCGCGAGCUUGCCGAGCUUCUCAAGGCGCAGCAGACGGCGCUCAACCGGGCCAAAGCAACGGCAAACAACUACCACGCGUCGAUCCAGACGUUUGGAGCAAUCGGAUCGCCCAAGUCUGCCGAGUCACCGGAGCUACCGCCUGCAACACCGCCGCCGGGCUCGCGGUCUGUGGCGGACCGGCGGGCGAGGCUUGCACGAGGCAAGUCGCUGAGGCCGUCGUCGCGGAUGCUGUCAAACGCGGCUCCGGGCACCGAGCUCGCGCUUCUGCGCAAGCAGCUCGAGUCUGAACGUCUGCUUGUUCGCAAGCUCAACGACGACAAGACGCGGCUCUCAGCGCUCAUUGACUCCCAAAAGGCGCGUUGGGAAGAGCUCCUCUCGUCCGGCCUCCACGAUACCAAGGCGCUUCAGUCUGUGGUCAUGGAGCUUUCGCUGACCAACGAGGGGCUAGAGAGCACGAUUGCUGAGCUCUCCGACGAGCUGCUACAGGCACGACUCAAGGUUGCGGCGUUUGAGGCGAGUGAUCACGAGGAGCUGAUUGCUAUGUACGAGCAGCAGCUUGCGGACAAGACUGCAGCACACGCCAGCGAUGCAGCGGCGUUUGCAGCGCUCCGCGAAGAGGCGGCCGGUCUCCGCGGUACAAACAGGGCGCUGGAAGCGCAGCUGGUCGACGCGCAGCAAGGUGCGCAGGCCGAGCUACGGAUUGCGGAGCUGGAGGCCGAGCUAGCGAGUGCACAGGCUGAAAUGGCAGAGUCGAAGGAGUCUACCGACUCGUUGCUGACAACGCUAGACGAGUACGAGGGCGACAUUGACGAGCUGUCGAACACGGUCUCUAGCCUCGAGUCGCAGAUUGCUGUGCUGACUGCGGAACGAGCCGAGCUUGAGCGCAAGGUCAAGGGCGUCGCUGCGAGCGAGGGCGAGCGCGUGGCCAAGUUGCAAGCCGAUCUGGUGAGCUCACGAGCCAGGUGCGAUGAGGCUCGCGAGACAAGCGCCGAGUUGCGGCGUGAGCUGAGCGCAGCCAAGGCCGCCCACGACAAGGCGGAUCGCGAGCUGACGGCCGCGCGCAACUCGGGAACACGACUCGAACACCAACUGGACAGCACCAAAGCAGAGCUUGCCAAGCUCAAGCGGGCAUCGGAUCGGACGUCGUCAGAGGCCGAGCGUGAGCUGACAGCGGCACGGCAGACGGCGACUCAUCUUGAGCAGCGGCUUGCAGAGACCAAGGCUAAGCUCGAUGCGCUGCGGCGCGAAGCCGAGGCGGCCAACACGGCCGCACAGGCAGAGCUUGCCAACGCGCGCUCUGGAGUGCGCGGUCUGGAGCAGGAGAUGACAGAGAUGCGAGCGGCGGCGGCAGCAGCAGCCGAGGCCGCGGCCGAGGCUGACGCCCACGCGCACCAGAAGCUUACAGCGGCGCGCUCUGCAGCCACCCGCUUGGAGCGCGAGCUCGAUGAGCUACGCCGGCGGCUGGGGAGUGCCAACUCGGAGUGCGCGGCGCUGACGGCGCGGUACGAGAACGCGCUCAAGCAGGCGCGCAGGAUGCGGGCUGAGCGCGACACAGCGUUGGCGGCACUUGAUGAUGCCAACGACGAGUACGCUGAGCUGGAGGCGCAGUGUGACGCGCUGAAGAGCCUGCUGCGCAAAGCUGAAGCCAGGCGCGAUGCGCUCGCGGGCGAUCUGCAAGCGCUCAAGGCCGAGCUGGAAUCGGCGCUCGACCGAGUGAGGGAGCUCGAGGCCGAGCGCGAUGCUGGAGCUGAGGCAGCACACAACUCACAGAGCAUGAUCGCUGAGCUGGAGAGGCAGCUCGCGGAUGCUCGCUGCAAUGCGGAGACUGUGACUGUCAAGCUCCAGGGCAAGGUUGCCGAAGCUGCGUCGACACAGGCGCAGCUGGAGGCGACGCAAACCGAGCUGGAGGCUGCGCAGGCCAAGGUCGCCGACACCGAGUCGACGCUGACCUCGACACAGGCCGAGCUGGAGGCCGCACAGGCCAAGGUCGCCGACACCGAGUCGACGCUGACCUCGACACAGGCCGAGCUGCAGGCGCAGCUGGAGGCGACGCAAACCGAGCUGGAGGCUGCACAGGCCAAGGUCGCCGACACUGAAUCGACGCUGACCUCGACACAGGCCGAGCUGGAGGCUGCGCAGGCCAAGGUCGCCGACACCGAGUCGACGCUGACCUCGACACAGGCCGAGCUGCAGGCGCAGCUGGAGGCGACGCAAACCGAGCUGGAGGCCGCACAGGCCAAGGUCGCCGACACCGAAUCGACGCUGACCUCGACACAGGCCGAGCUGCAGGCUGCGCAGGCCAAGGUCGCCGACACCGAGUCGACGCUGACCUCGACACAGGCCGAGCUGGAGGCCGCGCAGGCCAAGGUCGCCGACACCGAGUCGACGCUGACCUCGACACAGGCCGAGCUGGAGGCCGCACAGGCCAAGGUCGCCGACACCGAAUCGACGCUGACCUCGACACAGGCCGAGCUGCAGGCGCAGCUGGAGGCGACGCAAACCGAGCUGGAGGCCGCACAGGCCAAGGUCGCCGACACCGAAUCGACGCUGACCUCGACACAGGCCGAGCUGGAGGCGCAGCAGGCCAAGGUCGCCGACACCGAGUCGACGCUGACCUCGACACAGGCCGAGCUGGAGGCGCAGCAGGCCAAGGUCGCCGACACCGAGUCGACGCUGACCUCGACACAGGCCGAGCUGGAGGCUGCGCAGGCCAAGGUCGCCGACACCGAGUCGACGCUGACCUCGACCCAGGCCGAGCUGGAGGCCGCACAGGCCAAGGUCGCCGACACCGAGUCGACGCUGACCUCGACACAGGCCGAGCUGCAGGCGCAGCUGGAGGCGACGCAAGCCGAGCUGGAGGCUGCGCAGGCCAAGGUCGCCGACACCGAGUCGACGCUGACCUCGACACAGGCCGAGCUGGAGGCCGCGCAGGCCAAGGUCGCCGACACCGAGUCGACGCUGACCUCGACACAGGCCGAGCUGGAGGCCGCACAGGCCAAGGUCGCCGACACCGAAUCGACGCUGACCUCGACACAGGCCGAGCUGCAGGCGCAGCAGGCCAAGGUCGCCGACACCGAGUCGACGCUGACCUCGACACAGGCCGAGCUGGAGGCUGCACAGGCCAAGGUCGCCGACACCGAGUCGACGCUGACCUCGACACAGACCGAGCUUGUCGCCGCUCAAUCCGAGCGGGACCUCGCACUCGAAGCCCUUGACGACGCCAACGCCGAGCUUAUCGAACUCGACGCCGAGAUCAAGCACCUCAAGUCUGAUCUUGACGAGAAGCGCGUCGCGGUCAACGUCCUCACCGAGAAGCUGACUCGCUCUGCUGAGGAGUCAGCUUUGGAGCGUGCCCAGAUCAAGGACGAGCUUGACAUGGCCACGGCAAAGCUCUCUUCGGUACACGCCGAUCUCGCUGCCGAGCGCGACACCUCUCGUUCGCUCGCCGAGCAGCUCGAAGAUGUCCACGCCUCGAUGACCCAUACUCAUUCGCUCCUUGAGGCCGCAUCGUCCGAAGAAGCCACCCUAGCCGCUCGUCUUGCCGCUGCAGAGACCAAGUUCCUCAACGCUGCUGCUGCCCAGGCAACCUCGUCUGCCGCCGCUGCCGCUGCUGCUGAGCUCCUCGAAGACUACCGCUGUAUCGCCCAGGACGCUGUUGCCGAGGGUGCCGCCCUCGUUGAGACUCACGCGCGUGACACUGCUGCUCUCCAGCCUGUCAUCGAGACUCUCAAGGCUGCCUUGCAAGAAUCGUCGUCACUCUCCGAGGCCCAGGCCUCGGCCCUUGCCGACAAGCUUGCCGAGCUCACCGCCUCCCUCCGCGCAAAGGACGCCGAUCUCUCUGCUGCCCUCGCCAACCGCAGUGCCCUCGAGGCAGACCUUGUCUCAGAGAAGUCGCGUGCUGCAAGCCUCGACACGGAGCUCUCGACCCUCCGCUCGCAAGCCACAGAAGCCUCGCUCUCAUCAGACUCACUGACUACUCAACUCGCUGCCGCGCACGCCGACGUCGCAAAGCUCACUGCCGAACGCGAUGCGUUGACCGCCGAGCUCAAGGCCGUCCGCGCAGACCUAGCCUCAGCUGGUGAGCAAUCCGCUUAUCUGGCCUCACAGCUGGAGUCGGCCACCGCUCGCAACGAGCGCGAUGCAGAGGCCGCAGCCUCUACCAUUGCCGCCCUCGAGGCCUCCAUCCGCAAGCACUCUGAGGCCUCUGAAGCUUCAUCGGCCGCACUCGACGCCCUCGAGGCCGAGCAUGCCGGCUCGGCCGCGCAGGCUGUUACCGCUGCUGCGGCGGCCGAGCGCUACGCUGCUCGCGUGGCAGAGCUCGAGGUUGUGCUGCGCGAUGCCUCGGCAGCAGCCUCCUCCUCCUCCGAGGACGCCAUCCGACUUGCUGCCGCGCUUGAGGCUUCCGAACGCGCCAAGGUUGAGGCGCUUGAUCGUGUUGCUGCCCUCACCCAGACGCUCACCAGCGAGACGGCGUCACUCUCGUCCAACGUAGACGAGAGCGCCGCUCGCGCCCGUGUCGCCGAAGCCGAUCGUGCAAAGUUGGAAGCGCAACUCGCCGCGCUCCAAUCCGAGCACGACUUAUCAACUGCUGUCGUUGCAAAGCUCGAGGCCAAGGCUGCCAGUCUCGCCACUGAGCUCAACACUGCCCUCACUGCCCGGCAGAACGAUGCUGCCGAUGCCGAUAGUCAUGCUGCAGAGCUAACUGCCCAGCUCGAGGACGCACACUCACGCGCCGAGACACUCCAAGCCCGAAUCACAGACUUGGAAAACAAGCUCACGGCUGCUGGUGAGGGACUGGCCUCCGCGCAAGGGGACACAUCCGCUGCAGAGGCCGCUCGUCUUUCGCUCGCCAACGAGCUCGAGUCGCUCACUGCCUCUUACGAGUCCAAGCUCACUGCAGAGGCUGCCCGUCUUGCCUCGCUUGACACGGAUGCAAUCACCAUGGCUGCACAAGUCACCGAGCUAGUGACGGAGACAGAGGCGGCCCGCAGCCAGCUCCGCGCUGCCCAGCAAGAGCUCCAAGAGACCGCUCUCGCCCGUGACGCCGCCGUCGCCCGUGUUGCAAACCUUGAGGCGCAGAUUGAUGCCCUCUCAUCUCGCAGCGAGAAGGCGAAGCACGCCGCUGCAGUCGCCACUGCUGCCCUAGCACAGGCACAAUCCCGCGCCGAGUCUUCUUCUCGCCGAAUCGCAACUCUCGAGGCCGCACAGGAUGUGUAUGCCAACGAGCGCGCAGAGCUGCAGCGGGAACGGACUGUCGCUUUGGCCGCCGCAGAGGGCGCGCGUGCUCGGGCCGCUCACCUCGAGGCUGCCCUUGACGAUGCCACCCGCGCUGCUGAGCAGGCCACGCGCUCACACGCUGCUACCGUCGACGCGCUUCAGACCAGGCUCGCUGCCUCGCUUCGUGCUGAAGAGGCUGCACAUUCUGAUGCAGAAGCGGCACGCGACCGCGCCGGCCAAGGCAACAUCGAUCUGGAGGCUGCGCUAGACGCUGCCAACGCUGCCGCCGCCAGUGCCCAGGCAUCAGCCCGUCUGGCGUCGGGCGAGGCCGCUGCAGCGUUGGCAGACCUGAACGAGGCCCGCACAACCAUUGCUGGACUCGAGGCUCAAGUCAACGCCCUUGCUGAUCGCGAAGCUGCGCUCACAAAUGCGCUUGACGAUGCACGGACUGAGUCGGCCGCGGCUGCAGCAGCACUCGCUCAAGCCAGCGACACCGCCGAUGCCGCGCAGGCCAACCUUCGUGACGCCCGUGCUGCUCUUGCCGAGCGCGACGAUGCCACCGCCGCUCUCCGCGCCACAGUUGAGAAGCUGCAGAUCGAGGCCGCGGCAACAACGCAGUCGUUCGAAGCCCAACUUGCCGAUGCUGCCCAUCGCACCGCCCGCGAAAUUGACGCGCUCAAGUCGCGUCUCGAUGCUGCGCUCGCACAGUCGGAUGCGAACUCGUUUGCUGUUGCCGAUGCAGACGACGCGCGCAAGACUGCUGUCGAAGCAAACGCAGCACUUCGCUCGCGCCUUGAGGCUGCCGAGGCUGCUGCAGUGGCUGCGACUGCUGACCUUGCCUCUGCCAACGACGUCAUCUACCGCUCCAACGCUUCGGUGGAGUCGCUCACUGCACAGCUCGAACGCGCCCAGGGCUUGCUCGCUGACCGCGAUGCCCAUGUCGAAUCGCUGGUAGACGAGCUCACGCACGCGCGCCACGAGCUCAACUUGCUCAAUGCCGACCUUACCACCACCACCGAGACGCUGGGCGCAGAACGUGCUCUUGCAGCUUCUGAGCAUUCCGUCCGUCGCUCCGAGAUCGAGUCGCUCACGGCGGCUCUUCAGGCUGCGCGCGCUGACGCCGAGGCGCUCCGGGCCAGCACCCGCUCCGGCGACGCCGCUGUUCGUGACGAGCUUCUCUCGACCCGGGUUGCCCUUGACGCUGCCCGCGAUGAUCUUGCACGCACUCGAAACGAGCUUGCGUCGGCCCGUGCCAUCAUUGAUGCCGAGCACAAGGCACGCCUUGCCGCCGAGGUCGCCCUUGCAGAAGCCAAGUCUACUGCCGCCGCUGAGGUGGAGAGCUUGGCUACUGCCGCCGACGCUGCGCGGUCCGAUGCCGACGCUCUUGGCGCCCAGCUCCGCGACACACGUAGUGAGCUCGAGCUCGAGCGGAGAGCGUCGCUCGCCAACUCUGACAGCCUUCGGGAGCUGGCCCUCGCUGCAGCCGCUUCGCAGUCUGCUAUCCGUAAUCUGAAGACCCAGUUGCUCGCAUCGUACGCCGAGCGCCAGAGUAUCGAGGCCGAGCUCUCUACCAUCCGAGCUGCUGCCGUUGUGCACACCGAGCAACGCGCCGCAGACGAAAGCCACCAGCGUGCCCUUGCGGCUCUCCAGGCCCGUCUUGACGAGAGCCUCGUCGAGAUCAGCUCGCUUGCCGCUGUCCGCGACGAUCUCGACCUUGCGCUCCGGAAGGCAGAGUCCGAGCUCUCGGUUGCUCGUGCUGCCGCAGCAGCGUCUGUGAAUGAUGCUGCCGUUGCUGCUGCUCAUGCCGAUGAGCUUGUUGCUGUCGCUCGUGCUGAGGCUGCUGACGCUCGAGGCGUGGCCGACUCGCUCCGCUCAGAUCUGCAAGACGCCCUCAUUGCUGCCGCUGAGGCCACAUCUCAGGCAAAGGCUCUCCAGCUGGAUGCUGCUGCGCAUGGACCAGCGCUAGAGGCCGCGCGUGCUGACGCAAAGGCUGCACGCACUCAGCUUGCUGCCCUUCGCUCCACCGCCUCGGGUAACGACCAUGUCAAGGCCAACGCCCGGGCCGAUCAGGCGCAGGCUGAGCGUGCGCUGGCAGCAGCACAGGAGCGUGCUGACGUCCGCAUUGCAAAGCUCGAGGCGCGUCUCGCCGCUGCCCUUGCUUCUUACGACGAGGCCAAAAAGGACGCACUCGUGACCAGAAGCAAGCUGGCAGCUGCCGAGCGCGCUGCCCAGCUCAACGCCACAAUUGCGCUCCCGGCAGUCGCGCUCGACAUGCUCCAGCAGCAACUUGAUGCUGAGCGUGCAACAUGUGAGUCUCUGGAGGAUCAGAUUCGCAAGCUCGAGUCGGCCCUAGCCCUGGCAGAGCACGCCGCCGCUCGGGCUGCACUCAGUCAGGACCGCUCCUCGCAACAAGUGCAAGACUUGGAGGCGCGUCUUGAAGUGGCCUCGCGCGAGCUUACCCGCACCACCGAGUCAGCGGCCAAGGCGCGCGCUGACACCGAGACCGCACAGGCCCGCGUGAUCGAGCUCGAGGCAGAGCUUGCCCAGCAAGCUUCAAAUGCAGCACUGGCCGCCCAGGAUGCUAAUGCAACUCAUAGCCGUGAGGUCGCCGCUCUCAAGGCCUCACUCGCAACGGCACAGGCCGACGCGCGCUCGGCCGAGGAGACACAAGUCGGCCUGGAGGCUUCACUGGCAUCAUUGGCUGCUGCACUGCAAGCGUCCGAGGAGCGUCGCCGCAAGCUGCGCACCGAGCUAGAUGUCGUGACCGCAGAUGCUCGCAGCCUCGCAGGUGAUGAAGCAUCUCGGACCCGCGCUGCCCAUCUUGCUCAGGCCAAGUUGGCGUCGGCGGAGGAGAACAAUGCCUUGCUCGCUGCCCGUAUCAGUGUACUGGAGGACCAGCUCCAUACCCAAGCACUCGCGCUCUCUCAGGCCAAGUUGGAGGUGAAGCGCGAGACCGCACAUGUUGCAUCAGUCAAGUCCAAGGCCCAGGCCCAGGCAAAGCUUCUCGAGGCCAAACUUGCUGCUGCACACGACGCUCUUGAUCGCGCUCCUGUUGCUGAUGGUGCUCGAGGGCAUACCGCCGAUAGCGACGCUCAUGUCUCGAUUGAUGCUGCUCUGUGUGCGCUCAAGUCGGAGGUCGAAGCAGAGGCCGCGGCUCGCUCCGCAGCUGUAACUCAACUUGAGGCUGCCAACGCUCGAAUCCGAGACCUUGAGUCUGCCCUCGGUGAGGCUCAGGCUGCCGUGCAGCUGGAGGAAAGCUCCGUCUCGGCCUCGAAAGCCCAGCUCGCGGCGCUCGAACGCAGCCAGUCGCUGACUCGAGUCGAGGGGGAGCUCAAGGCUGCCCAGGCUACUGCUGUCGAGAAUCAUGCCGCCAUGGCGCAUGCGCUCAACCUCGCUGAGAGCGCGCAAGCAGAGGCCGCCUCAACUCGUAGUCGCCUCGAGUCGCUCCAGGCUCAGCUGGCGUCGGCACCAGCCGAGGCGGAGGUCCAGCGCACUGCUGAGAACGCAGCCCGUCGUGCUGCGGUCGUUCAGCGUGCACUGACCGAAGAGCGCGACUCGCUUGUCGCUGAAGUUUCUCGUCUUCACUCGAGCUACGCGCGUGCCAGCUCGUCACUCGUGCUCCUUGCACGUGCCUUUGACGUCACUCUCAAUCAUUAUGGUUGCAAUGUGGACGAGCUCCCGGUGGAGAUCAAGCUGGACGAGGAACUGUCGAUCCGGGUUCCCAAGCCACUCCCCGAGCUGGCGGAAGAGAAUGCACGGCUAGUGGCCCAGCUCGAGGUGGCAGCGGCUUCCCGUGACACCACCCGGCGCCAGCUACUUGCACUCCAAGCGGAGCAUGCCGACGCGUGCGCGCGCGGAGAUGGACUUGAGGUACUUCUCCAGGCAGCAAAGGUGGAGAAGGCAGAGCUCGAGCGCCAAAUCGUGGUGGCACAGGCCAAUGCAUUGGCGCUUGCCACUGCCCGUGACAACGCUAUUUCUGACGCCCAGUAUGCUGAGGCCUGCUUGGCCGAGUUGGAAGCCGCGCGCGAUGCGGCCCGCGAGGAUGCGAUGCGCGCGCGUGAACAGAAACGUGCUCUCGCCACCCAGCUCGCGCUCGCCAACGAUGCCGCUCUUGCCACCGCCACUGCCCUCGAGAGCGAAGUUGCUGCUCUGCGCACCGUGGUAGAGACCAUGUCGUCGGACGCGUCGCCAACAGUUGUAAGCGAGCAUGUAGCUGCCGAGCUGGUGCGGCUUUUUACUCUUCUUGAUGAUGACACAGACCACCGCGCUAAGCAGGCUGAUCUUGUCACUGGCCUCCGCGCUGAGCUGGAGGCAAAGAACGAGGCGAUGGCGUUCGAGGUCGCACGAGCCACGGCUGCGGCAGAGUCUCUUCAUAAUGCCCAGAGCGACAUUCGAGAGCUACAGUCCAGACUGCGCCGGAUGGAGACUGAAGCCGAGCUGGCGGAUGCUGUGCCAGUUGUCCCGGCAACUGAGACUAGCCGCGUCGCUGCACUCGCUUCUCCGCAUGGAGACGACUCGCGAGUCGCGCACCUGGUUGCCGAAAAGGAAGCACUAGAGUCGGCACUUGUUCGUGAGAGUGCCGAGCUCGACGUCCUUGGCGGAUCAUUGAGGGCAAUGUGCGGCGUUCUGGCAGCAGCCCGUUCGCGCCGCGGUCCGAGCGCUGCCGGCCUGGCCCGACAGUCGUCGGUCGAAGUGACAACCAAGAUGCAGCUUGCGGCCGCCGAGGCGAGGAUUGCCGAGCUGGAGGCGUCGCGUAAGCGGGCUGCCGAAGCACAAGCCCAUACCGUCAACUCGUCCGAGGCUUCACGAGCCCGCAUCGCGGCGCUCACCACCCAGCUUGCCGACGCGCAAGAGCAACUUGAGCUUGAGCGCGAGCGUGCGGCACGUGCUGCGACUACCGUCGAGGCGCAGGCCGGUGAAAUUCAGUCACAAAUGGACGCGCUCUACCGAGCCCUGGAGGACGCUCGGGCUGCUGGUGCUGUGAGCGCCGCUGAUGGACCUGUUGUCCUUGCCCUGCGCCGCCAGCUCGAGGCGGCCAACGCCAGUCAGGACUCGCUUCUGGCCAAUGUUCAAGAUGCGCAGAACAAGCAAGCUCAGGCCGACAAGGCCGCCGCUGUCGCGCGCGCUGAGGCGCGUGUCGCCCGGGAAGCGCUCGAUGAUGCACAGGUCGCUGUCGAGAGUGUGCGGGCCGAGAUGGAUGCACUGCAGGCUGCCAGUGGUGCACGCGAGGUCGAGCUGUCCGCCGCUCUGGAUGCUGCGCUCGAGGCGGCAGCCGAGAAGGACAGCCUGAUGGAGAGCCUCGAGGAGGAGGCGCUCCAGGUUGAGGAGACUCUGCGGAAUCAAAACCGCAAGCUUGCCGAAGAGCUCCUUGCGCUCCGCGAGCAUGUGUUUGAGCUUGAAGAGGCCGGGCUCGAGACUCAGCGCACCAUGUCGCUGGCCGAUCUCAAGCUGGCGGCUGUGAGUGAAGCUGACCUUGUCUCAUCAGAGCAGGUCUCGUCGCUUGCGGCCGCAAAUGCGUCGUUGGAAGCUACAGUCGAGGCGCUGACGGCGCAGCUGCAGCGCGAGCGGGAGCGCGCCGACGAGCUUGCCGAGGCCCACGAAGUGGCGGUGGAUGAUGCUGCACGUGCGCGUGCCAAGGCCACUGCCCAGUUUGAAGCCGACGUCGAUGAGGUCCACACCCAGCUUGCUGAAGAGCGUGGUCAUGUAGCUGCCCUGCGUGCCGAGAUUGAGAAGCUUCUCGCCGAGAACGGGAAGGUGCAGGACGAGAAGCACAAGCUGUUUGUGGAGAACAACAGGGUGCGCGACAUGCUCAACCGGGCCGAGAAACUCAACGUGAGCCUCGCCGCCGAGCGCCAUACGACAGGCGAGGCCGCCGACGAUGCCACUGCGCGCCUUGCUACCGUCGAGGAUCAGCUCGAGGCCGAGCGCACCAGCUUUUCCGAUGAGAUGGCCAGCAUGCGCGCGGCCUUGGCCGAGGCCCGAGCCGCUCGCUUUGAGGCUGCUCAGAACGAGAGGGCCAAUCAGUUUGUGCUCAAGACACAGCGGCAGACCAUUGCCACGCUCGAAGCGCAGGUGGCUGAGCUGAGCGACGAGGUUGAAGCUGCUCGAAUGGCAGCGACGUCCGAAACAGCGACCAUUGCCAAGCACGCAACCAUUGAUACUGAGAUGCUUGCAGAGCGAGAGGCUGAGCUUGUGCGGAGACUGGCUGGUGAGCAUGCUCAUGCCAUGGGUCUGCUCAAGAUGCAGUUGCUGGGUGCACUGUCGGCGGCGCAGCAGCGCGAGGCCGCGCUCAGAGGCAAUUUGGUCGCAACCAAGGCAGAGCUCCGUGACGCAGUUGCGGUACGAACUGAGCUCACCGGCUCGCUCACUCGAAUCCAGAACGAGAUGGACACGCUCAAGCUCAACGCUCGCAUCGAUGUUGAGGCUGCUCAGGGCGCUGCUGAUCAUGCUCACUCGCUCGCUGAGCAAGUCAAGGUUGAGCUAGCGCUCGCCCGGGAUGAAAUCGCCGAGCUGCGGACUGCUCAAGCAGCGGCAGAGGCGGAAGCUCGAGUCGCCGUUGCUGCUGCCAAGCGAGCCGAACUAGUUUCUGAGACCAGUCACAACGCGGGCCGGGUUCUGGAGAUGGACGUCAAGGCUGCUCAGGCUGCUCGUUAUCGAGCCGAGGAAAAGGCCACUGCGUUGCAGUCAAGGCUAGCUGAAGUUUCGGCGGAGCUGGAAGCUGUGCGAAGCAGCGCGGCGGAUGCUACCGACACUGCGUCGCGUGACACGGCUGAUCUUGCGCGCAAACUGGAAGAAGCCGUGGCUGCAGUCAGUGCCAAGCACGAGGCCUUAGUGUCAACCCGGGCCACCGUUGCCCGGCUAGAGUCGGAUGCGGAGCUAGUGGCAGCCGCAACGGCUCAGCAGAUCAAGACUCUGGAGGCCCGGAUUGUUGCGCUUGUCGACAGCGAGUCAGCAGAUGCUAUAGCUGAGAGCAUCGAGGCUGAGGCCGCUGCUACCGAGGCUGCUGCGCAGGCGCAGGCCGCUGUUGUGGAUGCUGCCGAAGCGCGUGCGGCUGCGGCUGCUCGUGAGGCUGCGGCUGCGACGUCGAGCGCCGAGCAGUCCCAAGCCCAAGUUUCGGCACUCCAUGCCGAGCUGGCGGCAGCAACAGCCGCCGCAACCGCGGCGCGCGAAGAGAGCGUUCGCGCCGAGUCGCGCGCCAACGCCGCGUCGGCGCAGAUCGCUGCUCUCGAGACUGCCAAUGAGGAAACUCGUGCCGCCGAUGCUGCAGCCAUGGAGGCACUGAAACGCAAGGUUGCUGCGCUAGAGGAGGAGCGUGCGGCGGCGGAGCGCGCCAGCUCGAACCGCGUUGCUGAGCUCGAGUCGGUUGUUGCUAAGCUGGAACAUGCGGUGGCGAGUCAGAACGCGGCGGUCUCCAACUUGACUGCCGAGGUCGCUGCCCGCGAGGCUCAAGUGGCUGACCUCACUGCUGCAGCACGGCAGGCAAAGGAUGGCCAGGACAACGCCUUGCGGGAGGUGGGCAUGCAAAAGGCGCAGCUGAGUCAUGUACAUGAUGAUCUGUCCCGUGCCGAAGCACGGCUGGCUAGCCUGCAGGCGACUCACUCUGCCACCCUUUUUGACUUGUCUGAAGCCCAGACCAAGGCCUCGCAGGCGGCGGCAACAUGCACAAGCUUGGCCGAGGCACAUGUUGCUGAAGUGGAAGAGCUUCGGGCCCAGAACGAGGAGCUGCGCGAAGCUGCGCUCGCCAAGGCAUCAGACUCGCAAAUUGCUCUGGAGAAGGCCAGUGGUGCUGUUUCUGGGUUGCAGCACGCCGAGGCUGCGCUCCGGGCCGCAGAGGCCAAGAUCGCUGCGCUUGAGGCGGGGCUGGAAUCCGCCGAGAGCCGCGCUGCAGACGCUGGUCGUGCCCGAACAGCCGAGAUCCAGCGGAUGGCGCGCGAGCUGGCGCGACUGACGACAGAGCGUGCAGCCGCUGAGACGUGUGCUGCUGCAGCGGAGCGCGAGGCAUUGCAUGCGCGGUCUGCAGCCGACUCGAUCAAGUCGACCGCUGCAGCAGCCGAGGCAAAGUACGAGGAGCUUGUUGCUCGGCUCUCGCGACAGCUGAGAGAGAGAGACGCUGAGCUGGUAGCUGCACGCCGCAACUGCAGUGGGCUUGAGUCGCGGCUGGCCGCGCUCUCGCGCGAGCUGGGCCUUGUCCAAGCCUCGCUGCAGGAGACCGUGGCGGUGCGGGAUCAACUUGCCCGCGCCGCCAAACGGUCGCUGGGCGGUGCACCUGAUGGGACAGGCGCAUCGAGUGAGGAUCUGUCGCAGCGCGUGGAGCGCCGACGGGCGCGGCUGGGGGCGGCACCUGUGAGUGACGCCGCGCUCGAAGAGCUGGCCGCUAUGAGCUCAGAGCUUGAUGAGGCGCUCGAUGAUGCCGCCAACGCGCGUGUCGCCGCUGAAGCGGCGCGCGACUCGGUGGCCGUCCUCGAGUCCCGGAUUGAGGAGCUCAACGCUGAACUGGCGCUCUCGCGCGAGGAAGCUGACAAUGCCCGCUCGCAAGCAGCCGAAACGGCCGCCAUGGUGACCAAGUUGCAGCACGAGCUUCACGGUGCAAAGGCUGCGCUUCUGCCGCUGGGAGAGGAUGCCGUCGCAGCUGUCGACCGUGCUGUGCGUGCUGAAGCCACCGCACGCGAGCUGCAGAUUGAGCUUACUGCCGCUAAGGAUGAGGCCGCUGAGUCCCGACAGGCGCUGGUGUCUGUCAAGGCCGAGCUUUCAGUCACCCGCGACGCUCUGGAUCGGCGCAACGCCUCGUUUGCCGGAGAGGUUGAAGCAGUGCGGGUGGCUGCGCUCCAAAGGAGUGAGUCGCUUGAGUCUGAGGCUGCUGCCAGUGAGGCGUCGCUCGAGCUCGCUACGCUGUUUGCUACGUUGGAAGAGAAUAGCCGCGAGAUGCUGCAGCUGUCUGCGGGUGUUGAGCGCGCCGAAAUGGCCGCCGAGGACGCUAGCCGCAGGCUAGCGUCGACUCGAGGUGAGCUGCUGGAAGCCAUCAAGGCCCGUGAGGCUCUCCGUGCAGAGGUCGAGUCGCAACAGGCCGGGCUUGCUGUGGCUGCCUCUGAGCUUGCAGCAGUCCGCGGCGAGACUGAACAACAGCGCGAGGAUCUCGAGCUCACCAUCCAAGAGCUGGAAGCUGCACUCGAGCGUGAGCGCGCAGCGCGAGUGGCCGCACAUGCUGAGGCUGCGGCUGAGGAGCAGCGGGUGGCGGCCGAACAGGCAGCGCUGCAGACGGCGCUACGCGCUGCCAACGCCAACGUGGCUGCGGCACAGGCCGCGCUGGCGGCCGAGAGCGCCCGAGCACUUGAAGCUGAGCAGACGAGCCGCGACAUCAAAGUCGAGCUGCGGUCUGCAGAGGCCGAGAUUGCCAAGUUGAAGGCGCAAGCCGAGAUGGCAUGCCAGCAGUUUGCGGCUGUGGAUGAGAUCCAACGUUCUCUUGCGGAGCAGGUCGACGCACUGAUGGCAGCCCGACAGGCUGCCCUGCGCGCGUCUGAGACUGCGGCGGAGCGGGAGCGGGAGGCGGUUGUCGAGUUGCAAGCUUCGCAAAUAGUCCACAAGCGGCUUGUGGGUGAGCUGGCGGCAGCACAUGCACUGCAGGCCGAGAUGGCCGCUGCAAGCGAUGAGAGCGGGCAAGUUGCGGCAGCAGUGGCUGCGGUGGCACGAGCCGAAGCCGGUCAUGACGAGGCAGUGGCGGCGGCCGAGGCUGCGCAGGUGGCAGUCGCCCGCUUGAAGAGCGAGCUUGCUGCUGCACAUUCCAAGCUGGAGCAGGCCGAACUUGCAGCUGGAGAAGCCGCGGAGUCGGCCACCCUCCUUCGCCAAGCCUCGCUCGAUACAGUGGCAGCCAUGCCGGCAGCAGUUCAAGCCGAGCUUGAUGCACAGGCUGGCGAGCUGGACACUUUGCGACGCGAGCUGGAGGCCGAGCGUGCAGCAAGCACACUUGCCACGCACAACGCCGAAGAGGCCAAUGCAGCGCUUGUGGGACAGGUCGAACGCGAGCGCAAUCGCGCAAGCGCGGCCGAGAGGCAGGCGCGGCUGGCAGAGAUGGAGGCCAAGAGCCUGGGCUCGCGACUUGGCGUGGUGGAGGCCGAGCUCGAGAUUGCUCGCAGUGCACAAGCAUCGCUGGACGAGACAGUGCAGCGAGUGAAUGUGGAACUGGAGCGGGAGCGGGCCCAGCUGGAUGCGUCGCUUGCUGAACGUGGGCUUGCGAUAGAGGCGCUUCAUGCGGAGCGCUCGCGCGAUGCCAGAGCAUUUGAAGCCGAAAUGGCUGCGCUCCAAAGCGAUCUUGACGAUGCGCGCCGGAACUGUGCCGAGUUGAGAGAGCUUCAGGGCGAAGCUCUGGCGACCAACGCGCGGUUGGAGGAAGAGCUACACGAGGCCCAUGUCCUGCUUGAUGAGGCUCGUCGGCGCAACACGGCCCUUGCGGACGAGCUAGCGGACGCGCAGCGGUCGUCGCUUGCUGCUGCCGAGCUGGAAGAGGCGCAUGCCCGAGCUGCCGCGCUUCAGGCCAAGCUUGUGGCAGCGCAAGAUGAGGCUGCCGCUUCCGCCCGCAAGGCUGCUGGAAGCUUAGCUGCCGCCGCCAGUGCUGAAGCUGCCAUUAAGCGCGAGCUCCGUGCAGCCCAGCAAGCCCUCGUGGUCAAGGAAGCUGAGGCUGAGGCUGCUCGCGCACGCGCCGCGGAGCUGGAUGCUGCCGUUUCUGGACACGUUGCUCAAACUGAGGCUGCUGGUGAGUCCGCGUCAGUCGAUAAGCUGCAAGCCGCGCUUGCUGGGCUCAAGAAGCAACUGGAUCAGGCCGUUGCCGCGCGAGAGACUGCAGAGCGCAAGGCGGACGCAGCAUCCGAGACGGCAAGUGUUGCCAACCGUCGGGCGAGUGAUGCCGAAGAAAGCGUCAGUGCGAUGGAAAUCCGAGUUACUGAGUUGGAGCGGCAGGUGGCCGAGGCCGAGCUGCGACUGGCAGAUCGCGCUUGCGAGCUUGAGGAGGCACGAGUGGCCAUGGAUGCACUGCGCGCAUCAGCGAGCAAGGAUCGUGCUGGGUUGGAGAACCGUCUGACGACGCUGCGAACACGUGCGGCGGACGACGCCGACCGGGCUGCCGAGGAAAUCAACUCAAUUCGGGCAGGCCUUGUUGAGGCGCAGUCGGCGCUGGCUGACAUGACGUCCAACUAUGAGGAGGCGCGCGAGAACGAGGCCUCGCUCCGUACGGCACUGACAACCCAGAACGCGGUUCUUGAAAAGUUGCAGGGCGAUCGCGAGACGCUGCGUGCCGAGGUGGCUAACCUCCAUCCGCAGCUGGCAGCCGCCGAAAACAGGGUGCAAGGCCUGACAAGCGAACUGGCCGAGGCGCACGAGGCUGUUGCAGCAGCCAAGGCUGACACGGCAUCGAGCGAAGCUCGGGUGGCUGAGCUGACAGACGCUGUCAAGCAGGGAAAGCUGGAAGCCGUGGCCUCCGCUACCCAGCUUGCCGAGGCUCGGGCCAAGGCACUGGCCUUCAAGGCGCUCAAGAAGCGACUGCAGGCACGGAUCGCCGAGCUGGAAGCAGCGCUUCAAGAUGAUGGCCGCCCGCCGGUUACAUCACCGGCCGAGCCCGAGCCCGAGCCCGAGCCGAUGACGACGGCGAUCGCGCCCAGCGCGACGGCGGAUGUGGUGGCAGAGCUGGAAGUCAAGCUGGAAGAGAGCCGAGCUGGUAAGCGCGAGCUGGAGGCUAUGGUCGAGGCUGCUGAAGAGCGGGCAGAGGUCUCGGCACGGGCCACAGCAGCGCUCCAGGCUGAGCUGGCGUCUCUGCAAGAGACCGUUUCGGCACGCGAUAGAGCCACUGCGACAGGUGUGGAUGCAACUCUUGCUCAGGCUCGCUCAGAGAUUCAGGCCAAGACGAUCGAGCUUGCCAAAAACCAGCAAGCGUUGGCGAGCGCGCAAAAGCGGGUGCUUGAGCUCGAAGAUGCCGUUGCUGUCGCCACGGCCGCACAGGAAGAGGCCGAGCGGGCUCGCGAUGCGUCCAUGGCCGAUGGUGCAGGUGCUGCUGCAGAAGCCGAGUCGACAGCAGCACUGCUUGCGGAAGCCAAGGCACAGGUGGCACGGAUGGAAGCCGCUAAGAACGCGGCUGACGCUGCGGCCGUUGCUGGUGACGUCGAGGCAUCAGCAGCGGUGAGCCGGGCUCAAGCCGAGGCGGCCCGUCUGCAAGCUGGGGUGAAUGCGGUUCGCGCGACAGAAGCCGAGACUGCGCGCCGAGCGGCGGAGCAAAAUGCAGCGUGCGCAUCUGCAGAGUCAACACUUGCAAGAGCAGAGGCGUCCGUGGCGCGAUACAAGGCCCUGGUCGAGUCAAUGCAGGCUGAAAUGGAUGAUGCCCAUGGGCGCACAGCUGAGGCUGAGGCCGCGCGAGCAUCCGCGACCCGUGGGCGGGCCGAGGCUCGCGCCGAGAUCGCGACGCUGCGUGCCUCCCUGGAAGAUAGUGAGACGGCGCGAGCGCGAGCGACAGCACGGUUGCAGGCAGUUGAGGCCGAGCUGGAAUUGGCUCUUGAGGACGUGGAUCGGGCCAAGGCUCGCUGGAGGCGGGCACAGGCCGAGGCUGACGAAGCCUUUGCUGCACGUGACAAGCUGGUCAUGCAGGCUGCCGAGCUCAAGGGCGAGCUUGCUGGAGCAUGCAGCAACGUCAUCCGGCUGGAAGAGAUGGCCGCGGGUGACGCCAGCGCGCUGAUCAAGACGGCGGCCGAGGCCAACGAGCUGAGGCGCCGUGUUGGUGUGGCCGAGGAGGCGGUUGAGGCCGUCUCUCGGUUGGAGCAGGCGCUGGCUGCUGCGCGCAGCGAAGCUGCCGACGCCAUCAGCCGUGCUGAUGAGGCACAGGCCAAGGCGCGGGAGCUUGCGAAUGCGCUUGACCAAGAGCGUGUCCUGCUUCAGCAAGAGCGUCAUCGGCGGGCUCAAGUGGAAGGCCUCAACGCCGACCUUCGCGCUGCCGGUGAGCAAGCCGAGGUCGAGCUUGCUGACUUGCGUGAGGAAGCGGCGCAUCGGGACGGGCUGGCGACGAUUUUGGCUACUCGGGAGAAUGAGUUGGCUCAGGUGCGUAGCGAGCUCGCUGCGGCCCAGGCGCGGCUAGCGUCGCAAACUGGUGAGGUAGACGCGUCUGCCGACGAGCGGGCUGCGCUGGUCGGAAAGGUCGCCGGGCUGACGCAAACUGCUGCCGAGUACGAGCAGCGCAACAUGUUCUUGGAGUCUGCGCUGGCGACGAGCCAGGCCGAGGUCAAGCGACUUCGGGCUGAGAUUCAGGCUAGCGAGGUUUCGAUGGUGUCUGUGCAUCGAGUGGCCGCCAAGGCUGGUGAUCUUGAUGCCGAACUGGCCGAGUGUCAGAAGGCGCUGCAAGAGGCGCGUAUUGAUGCGCGAGCGGCCGAGGAGGCCCAGUUCAUUGCGGCGGCGGCCGAGGCGGCACGGGUCAAGGCCGAAGCAAGUGUGGAGGAGGCUGACGGGCGUGCUGAGCGUGCUGCAAACUCUCUGGCACAGGUACGCAAGGAGAAGGCCGAGCUCGAAGGCAAAAUGGAAGGCAUGGUAACGGCGCUUGCAGCGCUUGAGGCCCGAAUGGGUGUGGAGCGCGAGCAGGCGAUCGGUGAGCGCGAAAAGAGCACUGCGCUACGCGCCUUGCUGGAAGAGGCUGAUGCUCGCGAAGCCGACCGCAGGCGGGCGCUGCGAGAAGCGCAGGCGCAGAUCAAUGAGCUUGAAGCACGGCUGGCCUCCGAGUCAUCGCUGAACGAGUCAGGGACAGCGUCCCGGCUGCUUGAGUCGACCAUGCUGGCGGAGCAGCUGGGUGAGGCUAAGAGCGUGCUCGAAGAGUCGCUGGCGCAGGCAACGGCAGAAAAGAGCAUGCUCGCUGGGAAGCUAGAGCUCACUCGCGGUGAGGCCCGGCGGGCCGAGGUCCAGCGUGCCGACGUCGCAGCCGAGCUGGAGGCCGAGGUCGAACGGCGGCGACGGGCCGAGGCUGAGCGAGACGCCGCAGAGUCGGCGGUAGCCAGCCUUCGCGGUGAAGUCAAUGGACUCCAGCAAGCGCUGGCGCGGCUGCAAGCUGAGGAGACGUCCGAGACGCCCCGAUCUGAGCUGCGAAGCGAGCUCCGGGCAACACUUGCACAGGCUGCGCAGCUGCAAGGCCGGCUGGAUGGUCGCGAGAAACAAGUCGCCGAGUUGGAGGUGCUCCUCGCCUCUGCCGAGCACGCGGUAGAGCGUCUGGAGCGGCAGGUGGCAGACACGAGUAGCAUGGCUGAGCUUGAGACUGAGCUCCGAAAAGCCAAGGCGGCCGUUGUCGAAGCCGAGGAGAACGCACGCAAAGCGUGGGUGGCCGCCAACGAUGAGCGAGUUGCGUCCAUGGAGCGUGUUAGAGUUGCCGAGGCCGAGACGCUUGAGCUGCAGGAGGAAGCCGUCGAGGCUGUGCGGCGCAAGCUCCAGGUGGCGGUUAAUGCUGCCGAGGACCGUGCGAGUCGCGCCGAGCGGGUUGCGACGCAGGCAAACGCCAAGUUGGAGGAGGGUGUGGCGUCGCUCCAGCAGGCGAAUGCUGCUCGCGAGGAAGCACUUGCAGCCGUUCGGGCCGCCGAGGCCCAAGCCGAUGCGGCUCUGAAGGAGGCGCGCGAUGCUCGCGAUGCUUGUGGUGAAGCGACUGUUCGUGCCAAGGCUGUCGAGCGGCAGGCUGCUGCUGCCGAGGCCCGGGCCGCUGAUGCCGAAGCUACGGCUGCGAAUGCGAUGGCCAAGCACAAGCAGGCCCGAAAAGAGACCAGCACUGCUUUGGAGACGGCUGAUGCCGCGCAACGUGCUGUUGCCGAAGCUACGCGCCGGGCGGCCGAGGCCGAAGCCGUGGCGGCGCGUGCGUGUGACGAGCGCGACCGCGCGGUGGCGCAGGCUGAGGGAAUGGCGAGCUCGGUCGGCGCAAGUGCCGAGGAGCUACUGGCGGCGACACAGAGGGCCGAGGUCGCAGAGGCUGCGCGUGAAGCAGCAGAGCGACGGGCAGAAGUGGCAGAAGCCCGCGCAGCCGAGGCUGAGGCACUCGCAGAUGACGCUGUGGCCAAGCGGAGGGCAGCGACGGCUGAGGCUGCUCAUGCCACCGCGGCGGCCGAACGGGCUGAGCGCGCCGCAAGUGAUGCAACACGACGUGCGGCAGAGGCCGAGUCAGCUCGGAUAGAAGCAUGGAACGAGCGUGAGAGCGCGGUUCGAGCGGCACGUGAUGCUCGUGAAGCCGAGGCGCUCGCGGCGGCGAGUGCUAGGACCGCUAGUCGCCGGGCUGACGACUUGGAUGUUGCCCGUGACGCUGCCGAGCGGCGGGCAGCUGCCGCCGAGGCCCGGGCCGCUGAUGCCGAAGCUACGGCUGCGAAUGCGAUGGCCAAGCACAAGCAGGCCCGAAAAGAGACCAGCACUGCUUUGGAGACGGCUGAUGCCGCGCAACGUGCUGUUGCCGAAGCUACGCGCCGGGCGGCCGAGGCCGAAGCCGUGGCGGCGCGUGCGUGUGACGAGCGCGACCGCGCGGUGGCGCAGGCUGAGGGGAUGGCGAGCUCGGUCGGCGCAAGUGCCGAGGAGCUACUGGCGGCGACACAGAGGGCCGAGGUCGCAGAGGCUGCGCGUGAAGCAGCAGAGCGACGGGCAGAAGUGGCAGAAGCCCGCGCAGCCGAGGCCGAGACGCUCGCUGACAGCGCUGUGGCUAAGCGCAAGGCCGCAGUUACCAAUGCGGCUGCUGCUGUGGAGGCUGCAGAAGCCAGUAAGGCCGAGGCAAUGAGCCAGGCACGGGAGUCGGCGAAGCGAGCGAGUCACGCCGAAGUGGCGUGCGAGGCUGCAGAGCGGAGGGCAGCGGUGGCCGAGGCGCGGGUGGCCGAGGCCGAGUCGCUAGCCAGCAACGCGGUCGAAGAGCUCCGAGACGCACUAGCCGAGGCAGACUCUCAACUAAUCAAGGCGGAGAAGGCGAUGCGGAGCAGUGCUGAAGCCAGUCGUCGUGCAGAUGAAGCCGAGACACAGCGUGCAGCAGCAGAAGCGCAGCGCGAUGCUGCCAUGGCAGCAGCCCGUUCGGCCGAAGAGCGGGCCGAGACGGCAGAAGUCGAUGCCAAGACGGCAAAGAAUGAGGCUGCGAGAGCAGUUGCACAGGCUGAUACGGCAGAGGCAGCUGCGGCCGACGCUCUGUUGGCGCGUCAGGAUGCGCUGCGGAAGAUGCAUGUUGCUAUCGAGGCGGCAGAAGCGAAUCAAGCAGCGGCAGACAAAGAGCGAAGGGCGGCGGAGAAGGCCAGCGUCCGUGCCGACAUCGCAGAGGCACAAGCUGCUGCUUCUGAUGAAGCGCGGCUGGAGGCAGAGCGAAAGGCCCGCGAAGCGGAGGCCAAGGCGACAAUAGCUACCGAGAAUGCGGAGGCUGUGGUUGAGGAGAUGCGCCGAAAGGCGGAUGCGGCCAUGGCAGCAUCGGCCACGGCCAGUCAGCAGCUGGUCGAGUUGACUGCAAGUGAGCAGGCUGCGAUUGUCCGUGCUGAGACUGCGGAAGCCGGGCAGCGGGCGGCGCUCGCAUCGGCACGCGAUUCAAACUCGGUCGAGGUCGACCUCGUGGCGGCGCAGCGGGCAGCAGAUGCUGCCGAGCGGCGCGCAGAGACUGCUGAGCAGGCUGCUGUCGAAGCCGCUAGCCGCCGCAAGCAAGCUGAGAACGAUCGCGACAUGGCUAUCAAUGCGCAACGCGCGGCAGAGCAAGAGCGCUCCGAUGCUGUUGAUGCUGCGUGUCGGGCGGAGCGUGCGAUGGUGAUGGCGCAGGAAGAGGCUGAGGCGGCGAGGGCUGCGAUGGCGCAGAGCAAGGCUGAUGCAAGCAAGGCCAAGGCAGCUGCCGAUGUGGCGGCAGCCAAGUGCGAGGAGGCUGAGCGCGAGAUGGCGCGAGCCCUGCGGCGAGCUGAGGCUGCGGAAGCUGCUUGUGAUGAAGCAGGCCUUGUGGCCGAGGGUGCACUCUCGCGGGCGAGUGAAGCCGAGAACGAGGCUGCGCUUGCCAAGCGGCGCGUGUCGGCUGUGCAAGAGGAGGCGCGGCAAGAGAUGGACACCUCACUGCAUCUUGCCGAAUUGGGUGCGGAACGAGUGGCUGGUGAGCUUCAGGAGAAGCUGGCUGCUGCGCAGAGUGCAUGCACUCGUGCUGCGGAAGCUACUGCAGCUGCGAUUCGCGAGCGCGAGUGGGCUGAAGCGGCGGCUGAGAAGGCGCGCGCAGAUGCAGAGGCCGCGGUGAAGGCUGCAGAAGUUGCCAACACAGAGCGGGCCAAGAUGGAGGACGAGGCUCGGCAUGUGCGGCAGACAGCGCGCACUGAAGUGGCGGCUGCUGAAGACGCGCGGCUGAAGGCCGAGAUCGAGGCAAAACGCGCACAGGCAGCCGCCAACUCGGCCCGCGAGGAGGCGAGCAAGGCCAACUCCGAGCUCGAGGCUGCGCAGCGUGAGGCCGUGGCAGCUGCCGAUGAGGCGACGUUCAAGCUGAAGCGCACCUUGGCCGACGCCGCUCUUGAUGUGGCAACUGCCGAGGGCGAGGCUCAGCUGGCUCGUGAAGAGGCCCGUAAGGCGCAGGCUGCCGCAACAAGUGCAUUUGACGCGGCUGACAAUGCCAAACGUGAGCGCGACGACGCCGAGGCAAAGGCUGAAGCUGCGAGACGUGCAGCAACGCAAGCUGAGACCAUGGCGGAACGCGAGGUGGCCAAGGCGAUGGCGGCUGUUGCGGACGCACAUGGCGCAGCAGAAAAGGCGCGUCAUAAUGCAGCCACGGCUGAGGCCGAGGCCGAGAAGUAUCAGGCAGAAGCCGAACAGGCGCGGGCAAAGGUCAAAAACGCGGAACGCGCGGCUGCGGCGGCCGAAACUGCAGCAGAUGAAUCGCGUCGAGCGAGUGCGCGGGCUGUGGCGGAUGCGAAGGCGGUUAGUGACCGCAAAAUUGCCCAAGCCGAGGCCGAGGCGAGUGCUGCUGUGGCGGCUGCCGAAAAGAUGAAACAGGCGGCGUCGGCGCGGGUUGCUGAGGUUGAACGCCGCCUUGCGGAGAUGCGGACCGAGGUUGACGAGGCUCGGGCAGCGGCCAAGAGGGCCACACAAGCCGAGAUGCAGGCUGCACAAAAGGCAGCCAAGGCCGAAGUUGCAGCAGUUGAGGCACGUGAGGCUGCAGAGGCAGCGGAGCGGCAGGCCGAGGCUCGGAUCGCCGAGGCGGUGCGCGAGGCUGGAGUUGUCCGCGCCCAGCGUGAUAUGGCAAUGGAUGAAGCCAAGGCUGCCGCGGCAGCAACCAAGGAGGCGGAAGAUGCAUUAGCAGAAAGCGCUGCUCGCGCCGCAGAAGCGAUUGCUGCUGCUGAGCAAAAGGCUGUGGAGGCAGCUGCAGCAGCUAAGAAUGCGCGGGACGAUGCUGUCGACACAUCGCGCGAGGCGCAGCGAAAGGUGGCAGAGUGCGAGGCUGCUGCAGCAGGCGCCUCUGCCGAAUUGCGAGCGCAGCUGCGCGAAGCUCGGCGUGCAUGCGAGGAAGCAGAGCGUGCAGCAAGUGCGGCUGAAGUGCGAGCACUCAAGAUGGUCGAGGCUGCUGAGGCUGAGGCGAACAAGGUUCGCGAGCGAGCGCAACGGCUUGUGGCCGAUGCUGAGGCUGAGAUUGCAACCAAGGCCGGUCUAGCUAAUGCCCGAGUGCAAGAUGUUACCGCCGAUGCUGAGCGCAAGGUGUCUGAUGCAGAGACGCGUGCUGACAAGCGGAUUGCUGAGGCGCAGAGUGCGGUGUUGCGCAAGGUGACGGAGGCUGAGGCUGACGUGGAGCGAAUGCGUGCUCGGCUGGAAGCUGCCGAACGCAGCGCAGCAGAUGCCAAGGCAGCAAGCGUCGAGGCCGAGCUGACGGCUGCGGCUGCACAGCGUGCUGCGGCUGCUGCAGAGAGCACUGCGAGUGAUGCGGUGGCAGAUGCAAAGAACAGGGCUAGCGCUGCUAUUGCGCGAGCUGAAGAGGCCGAAGUGCUGCUGGAUGCAGCUCGUCGCUACGCCAAGCAGGCUGUGGCCGAUGCGGAGAAAGAGAGCACGGAACACGCAGCUGCAGCUGCCAAGGCUGUGUCGGAAGCGCGGCUGGCACGACUCGCUGUCGAAGAGGCAGAGCAGCGGGCCGAAAAUGCGGUGGCGCGGGCAGAGCAAGCCGAGGCGGCACUGGCCACGGCACGCAGCGAGGCUCAAGAUGCGGCUGCCCUGGUGAAAGCAUUGACUGAUCAGGAAGUCGCUGCCAGCGCUGCCCAUGAGCGUGCGCUGACAGCUGCGAGGAACGAGUUUGAUGCUUCACUGCGUGCGGCUUCAACUGCGGCUGAGGCUGCUCAGCGCGAGGCUGAGCGACGAGUGUCGACGAUUGAGGCACAGCUGUUAGAAGCGGAGCGAAAGCUGGCGGAAGAAGUUCAGGCGAGACGCGAGGUCGAGCGGGCGCUGCGCGAUGCCGAGGAGCGCGCGCUGGAGCAAGUUGCUGCGGUUGAGCGCAAGGCGUUCAAGGCCGAGAGCCGACUGCAGCAGAGCAAAGCUGAGCUAGCCGAGUUGCAGGUCGAGCUGACCGAGGCAAAGCAGGUGGCGCAGCAAGCGAUGACUGAUGACCAGGCACGUGUGGAGCGCACGAUCGAGGAGGCCAAGUGCAAGGCAGCUGCGGCUGUCGCAGAUGCCAAGAGCACGCGUGCCGAGCUGGACGCUACCAUUGCCGAAAUCGAAGGUCUCAAGCGAGAGGCUAGCAAGGCUGAACGGACUGCGCGACAGGCGAUGGAUGAGGCCGACGACCGGGCUGCCGAGGCUGAGCGUGCGGCAGGCAAGGCUGCCGCCCAGGCUGAGCAAGCACGAGCUCAGGCUGCCGAAGCAAGGGCCGAGGUCGCGCGAGUGCUUGAGGAGAGCAAGGCCGAAGUGGCUGCUGCCCGUGCUGCUGCUGCAGUGGCGCAAGACGCGCGAGCAGCUGCCGUGGCUGAUGCGGAGCGCAUGUUGGCUGAGGCCAGAUCAGAGGCGGCGGCAGCUAGAAGUGAGGCGCAAGAGGCCAAGAACAGUGCCGAACUUGCUUUCGCUGAGGUUGAGCAGAUCCAACGCGAGGCAAAGCGGAGUGUGACUGCAGCUGAGGUGCUUGCCGAAGAGCAGAUUGCCGAGGCUCAGCGGGAAAGCGCCAAGGCGCGAACGCGGGCGCAGCAGGCCGAUGUCGAUGCUGCGGAGGCACGGCAGGAGGCAAUUGCAAGCCGCGAGGCGCUGAAGGCUGCACAGGCCGAUGCCGAGGCAGCCGUGCGCGAGGCAAAGCGUGCUGUGUCAGAGGCUCAGCAGGAGGCGGAGGAACAGUCUGCCGCGGCGCAGCGGGAGGCCGCCAAGGCGGCAGCAGCCGCCAAGCAGGCUAUGCUUGAGCGUGAUGAAGCGAAGCAUGAGACCGAGCGCGCAAUGGCGGAUGCUGAGCGCGCGGUCGCUUCGGCCAGCGAUCGCGUUGCCGAAGCGCUGGCUGCGGCCGCACGCAGCUCUGAUGAGGCGAAGGCUGCGCGCAAAGAGGCUGAGAAUGCCAGAGCGGAUGCCGAGAGCACACGGCGAGAGGCGAAGCGAGCUGUGGCCGAAGCCGAGGUCCGUGAAGAACACGUUGCUGCGGCGCAGCGCGAGGCGGCCAAGGCCGACACCCGAGCUAAGCAAGCGGAGGCCGAAGCUGAGAUGGCUCUAGCGGGUCUUGACGAGGCGCGGCGGAUGGCGGAGCUGGCCGCUGCCGAACGCGAAAGCACAGCUAGCAAGGCAAGCGCGCGCGUCCAGCAGGCUGAGGCCGCGGCGGCAAAGGCCCGACAUGAAGUCGAGCAAGCUGAGACUCUGCUUGCAGAGGCGAAGCGUGAGGUUAUCGAAGCCAAGCGAUCAGCAGCUGAAUCGGAAGCUGAGCGCGAGGCAGAGAUGGCCGCCGCAAGGCGCGAGGCAGAGAACGCACUGGCAUUGCUGCAACAGGCCGAAGCUGAGGCUGAGCAGGUCAAGGCGAAUGCGACGGCUGCUGGCCGCGAGGCAAAUGCACGGAUUGCCGCACUGCAGCGCGAGGUUGCUGAGACCAAGCAAGCUGUUGCCGAUGCUCACAUGGAGCGCGAGGCGCAAGUCUCAGCUGCGCAGCGCGAGGCAAGCAAGGCGCAAGCGCAUGCCAAGCAGGCCGAAGCCGAGGCAGCCGAGGCCCGAGUGACUGCAGAGACGCAGGUGACUGAGGCGCGACGCGAGGCUAGCGAGGCCAGGCGCGCACUGACUGAGGUCGAAACAAUGCGCGAGGUGGCCGAGGCCGAAGCGCAGCGCGAGAUCACCAAGGCCGGACUGAAAGCGAAGCAGGCUCAGGCCGAGGCAGCUGACGCCAGGGCUGAUGCCGAGAAGGCCAAGGAUGAUGCCGAGAAGAUCAAGGCUGAGGCCGAGGGCGCACGGCAGGCAGCUGAAGAGGCUGUUGCUGCCGCACGGCGUGAGGUUGUCGAGGCGAAACGGGCAGUGGUGGAGGCCGAGACCGAGCGCGACUCCAAGGUUGCGGAGGCGCAGCGCGCGGUGGCCAAGGCCGGAAUUCAGGCAAGGCAAGCCGAGGCGGAAGCCGAAGAAGCAAAGGCCGAGGCCGAGAAGGCCAAGGCUGCGGCCAAGGUCGCCAAGCGCGAUGCCGAGGAGCAGGUGGCCGAAGCACAUCGCGAGGCCAUCGAGGCCAAGCGAGCUGUAGCAAGCGCCGAUAACCAGGCCGAGGACCAAGUGGCCGGAGCGCGGCGCGAGGCCGUCAAGGCCAAGGUCUUGGCCAAGCAAGCACAAGCUGAUGCUGACGCGGCCCGAGCCGAGGCUUCCGAGGUGAAGGCUGACGCCGAUACCAAGGUCGCUGCUGCACAGCGCAAGGUGGUUGAAGCGAAGCACGAAACGGAGCAGAUGGCAGCCGAGGCACAGCGCAAGAUUGCCGAUGCUGACGCUCGGGCCAAGCAGGCCGAAGCCGAGGUGAAGCGGGCGGUGGCUGAGGCAGCCGAGGCCAAGCAGGCAACGGCUGAUGCUGAGACCCAGGCUAAGCAGGCUACUGCAGAGGCCAUCGCGGCCAAGGCCAGUGCCGAAGCGACGCAGGCUGUAGACCAGACGCUGUCUGAACAGCUGGCGCGCUUUGAGGAGCGUGCCUUAGCUGCUGAAAAGCGCGCCGGAGAGGCCGAGUCAGCAGUGGCAGCGGCGCAGGAGCUCUCAGACGGGGCAGAGGCAUGCAAGAAGCGAUGGGCCGAGGCCGAGGUGGCUCUGCGCGAGUCUGUGGCCGAGCGCGAGGCGCAGAUCACAAGUUUGACAGCCAAGGUGCAGUCACUGCUUGAACGGCUUGCAAAGCUCGAAGACGAGGCGCGAAGCGCUGUCGAGGGCGAAGACAAGGCCAAACGAGUGCUGGCUACAGCACAGGAGGCUGCCGAGCACGAGCGGGCACUGGAGGCUAAGCGCGCGGCAGCGGCGGCACAGCGAAUCCAGCAGCUCGAAACCAUGCUCGCCGACCGCAGUGCAAGCGCGGCUCAUGACAACGGCGACCUGGCCGACGAAGUGCUCAAGGCGCACAUCAGCGAGCUGGAAGCCGAAGUCGGAGAGCUUCGCGAGGUGGUCAACACGCAAAAGUCAGAGAACGCUAUGCUUGCGCAGUCGCUCUCGACCGACGCCGAGCUAAAGCGAAUGGUAGCGGUGCUGACCCGGGCGCUGGCCGAUGCGCGCGCUGAGGCCAAGGCCGAAGCCGCCAAGGCAGUGCGGCUCACAUCUGCAUUGCAUGGGCUCAACAGCCGAGUGGAGGUCAUGAUCGCUGACAACGCACGGCUUAAGGCUCGCAACGACGAGCUCGCAGCCGAGGUGGCUGACGACUCUGGCGCUCUCAAGCGGAUGGCGCACGCGCUCUCGCUCAGACUUGAAGAUGCGCUCGACGCCAAGGAGGCGGCCGAGGCCAAGCUGUUGGCGCCGUCAACGACACACGUGCUCGCGUCGAGCAGUGAGGCUGCCGCAGCGCUGGCAGAGGCGCAGAUGGAGAUGGCGGCUUUGGUCGACGAGCGCGAGGGCUUGCUGGAGCAGCUCGCCGAGCUGGAGCACAGGCAGCGCGCGGGCGGACUGGUUGACGUGCUUGUGGCACGGCUGGAGGCGAUCCAUGCGGCCACAGCUCGGCUGGCGGUGAGCGAAGGAGCGCGUGCGUGGGCAAGUGAGGCGUCCACACUCGCCGGUGAGGUGACCGGCGAGCUGGCGGCACUGACGGAGCAGGAGGCGUCACUGGCAGCUGCACACGAGGCGUUUGCGAGGCGGAGCGGGAUCAUGGAUGACGCUGCGCGGGAGCAGGUGCUGGCAAUCCUUCAGCAGGUGAGCCGUGGCGUUUAGUAAAAGAAGAAAGCUAG
This is a messenger RNA of Thecamonas trahens ATCC 50062, 29648 nucleotides long. Its product is annotated as leucine-rich repeat containing protein. Lineage: Eukaryota; Apusomonadida; Apusomonadidae. The transcript has 7 exons. Gene Ontology annotation, molecular function: protein binding. Bases 1 to 29631 code for a protein of 9876 amino acids. The record is from RefSeq and is a predicted model, not a curated record.